Alternaria rosae is the source of this 916-nucleotide messenger RNA. Its product is annotated as trafficking protein particle complex 1. The transcript has 2 exons. NCBI's taxonomy places the organism in Eukaryota, Fungi, Ascomycota, Dothideomycetes, Pleosporales, Pleosporaceae. Gene Ontology annotation, cellular component: TRAPP complex. The coding region runs from base 354 to 866 and encodes 170 amino acids. The record is from RefSeq and is a predicted model, not a curated record. Gene Ontology annotation, biological process: endoplasmic reticulum to Golgi vesicle-mediated transport.
UGGGGCCCAACUAGAGAGGGGAGCGAUGCAGCGGAGAGGGGGCCUUUCCUGACAUUUCUUUCAGCCUCACCCGUUAACGGGCAAUCACAUCACCCCCAUCCACCCAGUGCACUUGGCGCACGCCGUCUCCACCGUCUAGGCUCUCUCCGUUACCCACUCGGCUAGUGAAUUGCGUAUACACAGCUCCAACUCGCUUCCUCACCUUGGCCUGCCGUAUCGCGACGUGCAAUUGGCAUCGGUGACCAAACCCGCACAGGGCGCUUCCCUAUCUCCAACACCACCAAGCUUACCACCUUGCAUACCGAUAACCUCGCCCCAUUGUCGCACACCUUCACCGACGUCAUCUUCCCGCAAUGGUCCUCUACAGCUUCUACAUCUUCGAUCGGCACACCGAGUGCAUCUACUCGCGCCGCUGGACACCCGCCCGCCCAACCUCGUCCUCGUCCAAAGCUGCCCCCCGCCCGCCGUCUGGCGCCUCCAUCGCGAGCAAUGGCGACGUGGUUGCUGCCGUCCGCAAGGGCAUGUCGCACUCCGAUGACGAGAAGCUCGUCUUUGGCCUUGUCUUCUCCCUCCGCAACCUCGUCACCAAGCUGGGUGGUGCCGACGACACGUUCCUUUCGUAUCGCACCGGCGAGUACAAGCUACAUUACUACGAGACGCCCACGCGCAUGAAGUUUGUCAUGCUCACGGAUACAAAGGUUAUCAACCUAAGACAGUAUUUACAUCAGAUCUGGGCGAAUCUGUAUGUAGAGUAUGUGGUCAAGAAUCCGCUUGCGCCGACGGAGCACCCGGGCGGCAUUGGCGUUGCGAAUGAGCUGUUCGAGCGGGGGCUGGAGGCCUUUAUCACAGCCGUAUUGCCAGUAUGAACACGAUCCCUCAAUUGGACAGACAAUAGCAAGAGCAGCUUCGGGUACAA